Messenger RNA from Tripterygium wilfordii, 1157 nucleotides. RefSeq names its product F-box protein PP2-B15-like. NCBI's taxonomy places the organism in Eukaryota, Viridiplantae, Streptophyta, Magnoliopsida, Celastrales, Celastraceae. The transcript is spliced from 3 exons. The record is from RefSeq and is a predicted model, not a curated record. Gene Ontology annotation, molecular function: protein binding. Bases 71 to 922 code for a protein of 283 amino acids.
AUACUGACAUAGAUAGAUACACACAUACAGAGACUGAGUCUUAUUCUAAUUUAUAACUUCUAACACAUAAAUGGAAGAAGCUCUAGUACUAGGAUUGCCAGAAGACUGUGUUGCAACAUGUCUGUUUCUUACUUCUCCAUCGGACGUCUGCAGAUCGUCGUUGGUUUCGACAACGUUCCGAUCAGCAUCCGAGUCCGAUGUUGUCUGGGAGAGGUUCUUGCCAUCUGAUUAUCAGACUAUUGUCUCACAGUCCUUAACUCCAUUGAAGUACUCUUCAAAGAAAGACCUUUUCUUCUCCCUCUCCAACUCUCUUCUCAUAGAUGGUGGCAAAAAGAGCUUCAAGUUAGACAAAUCUAGUGGUAAAAUAUCAUACACACUCUCUGCAAGGGAUCUUUCAAUAACUUGGAGCAGUGAAUCCAUGUAUUGGAGCUGGGUAGCCAUGCCUGAAUCAAGGUUUGCAGAAGUGGCUGUGCUUAGAACAAUGAGUUGGCUAGAAAUUAAGGGCAAAAUCUCAGCUCACAAGCUCUCCCCAAACACCAAAUAUGGUGCAUACCUCAUAUUCAAGAUCUCGGAUCGCGCUUAUGGUCUCGAUCUAAUACCAUCAGAGAUAUCAAUCCAAAUGGGUAAUGGUCAAGUUCAUAGAAACACAGCUUAUCUUCAAACAAUUCAAGAUGGCAAGAAACAACAAAUGCAGCAUUUGUUGUAUGGGAAUCGGAUCCAAAUGUUGAAGUCUAGAGUUUGUGAAGGAGAGGGAAGAGUCCCAAGUGAAAGAAAAGAUGGAUGGUUGGAGAUUGAGUUGGGAGAGUUUUUCUGUGGAAAUGGUGAUGGUGAAGAGGUGAAGAUGAGUUUGAUGGAAGUGAAGGGGCACCAUUUGAAAGGUGGACUCAUUGUUGAAGGCCUUGAGAUAAGGCCUAAAAACUAGUAACCCCAUAAAGGAAGAUGGGUUUGCUUUGUUUUAUUCUUCCAAUUCUUUAUUGUAUGUGAAGAUGUGUAGUCUUUUGGUUAAUAAAAAUGGUGUAUUGUUGAUUUUUUUUAUAUUGAAUUGCAAUACCCAGUCAUAGAAAAACAGAGCACUAAAAAGGGGAAGCCAAAACCAGAGAAGAAAAGUAGUUUGUAGAAUUGUGGGGAGCCAAAACUAUUGUGAUUAAUUAUGUUGA